This is a messenger RNA of Cylindrotheca closterium, 1878 nucleotides long. The record is from the annotation of a GenBank genome assembly. Lineage: Eukaryota; Bacillariophyta; Bacillariophyceae; Bacillariales; Bacillariaceae.
AUGUCAUCAACCAAAUCCAUUUUGUCGUCUCUACAAUUAGAUAACUCUUGGCCACGUGAUCUCUUUCCAGAAACAGAGGAAAACUUCAAGAAAAGUGUCGGUUUCGAGCACUUGAGUGAGGACACGGAUAACCGCAGCAAACGACCAGUCUUCAAUGGACACUAUGUACUCGUAAAACCAACCGGUCUGAAAGCACCUGAGCGAGUUCUCGUCUCCGAGGACGUUGCUUUCAACCUUCUGAAACUGACUCCUGAACAAGUCGAAUCAGACGACUUUCUAAACUGGGUGUCUGGUAAUUUAGCACUUGAGGAGACUUGGGCGACACCUUAUGCCCUUUCCAUCAUGGGUACAAGGUAUACGAACAAUUGUCCGUACGGAACAGGGAACGGAUAUGGUGAUGGACGGGCCAUUAGCAUCGCCGAACUCAACGGAUACGAAAUGCAGCUCAAGGGAUCUGGGAAGACGCCCUUCCAUCGAGGAGCCGAUGGUCGAGCAGUCCUAAGAUCGAGUAUUCGUGAAUUCUUGGCCAGCGAAGCGAUGCACUACCUCGGAGUGAAAACGACUCGAGCGCUUAGUCUAGUACGCUCCCAACAGGACAGGACGCAACGCGCUUGGUAUUCGGAUGAUGCAGUCCUCCAGAUUCCCGAAAUGGAUGAUAUUCGGUUGGCCCAAUAUCCUGAAGAGAAGCGCAAACAAAUUAUUCAGCAACUUCGCACAUCGCAAAAGGCAGAUCCGAAUAUCAUGAUAUCUGAGGCUUGUGCCAUCACCUGCCGUGUAUCCUCUUCCUUUGUCCGAAUUGGCCACUUGGAUCUCUUUGCCCGAAGGGUGGAACAAACAAGAGCCAAUGAUGAAAAAAGCUACGACACGUCUACCCAAGAGUGGAAGGAGUUGGAAGCAAUUAUCUGGCAUGCUUGCAAACGUGAAUAUCGCCAGGAGGCUUAUGAUCCCUUUGUUGAAAAGAAAGAUUUGGAAGGUGCAGCAACCAAACUCUUGGAACAUUCUGCGGAAAGAAUAGCCACAAUGGUAGCCAACUGGGUCAGAGUCGGCUUUGCACAGGGCAAUUUCAAUGCCGAUAACUGCCUGGUCGGUGGGAUCACUAUGGAUUACGGCCCCUUUGGCUGGAUGGAAGAAUAUUAUCCUUUAUUCGCAAAGUGGACCGGCUCUGGGCAACAUUUUGGCUUCUUAAAUCAGCCCUCGGCGGGUUUUGUGAACUACCAAGUUCUUGUAGAGUCGGUAGCACCAGUGAUAGCUGCUUCACGUGACAGUGAUACCGAUGAGGUGGUGGAGGAGUUCAUGACGCGAGCACAAAAAGUAUUUGAGGGUGAGGUCCACUCGGUCUUUCGGUUAAAGCUGGGGCUACCCAGAGAUGCAGAUGCGGGAGAUGAAUUGUGGGACAAGUUGAAAGAUCUCUUCCCUAAAUCCCGCACGGACUGGACUCUAUUCUGGCGUCAGCUGACCUAUGUAAUGAAGGAAUUCUCAGACUUGGAGUCGGAAGAUUACGAUGGAAUGAUGCAAACAUUGGAAGGAAGUCCGAACAGCCCCAGUAGUCCAUUUUACGAACCACUAUCUGCUGAAGUUAGGAGAGAAUGGAUUGCUUGGUUGAAGGAUUGGAGACAAGUAAUAAAGGCAACUCGACCUUCGUCGGGCAUGGCUGUCUUUGAGGUGAUGAAGGAGGCCAAUCCAAAAUAUGUACUUCGAGAGUGGAUGCUUGUCGAUGCGUAUUCCACCGCAGAUGAUGGAGAUAAUACCAUCUUGAACGAAUUGUACGACUUGAUACAGCGGCCCUAUGAGGAGGGCAGCCAAGAGGAGGCAGAUGCAUACUAUCGACGAGCUCCUGAAAGUGCCGUUGCUCGUGGUGGUACUGCUUUCAUGUCGUGA